Glycine soja is the source of this 2803-nucleotide messenger RNA. RefSeq lists its product as uncharacterized. The record is from RefSeq and is a predicted model, not a curated record. NCBI's taxonomy places the organism in Eukaryota, Viridiplantae, Streptophyta, Magnoliopsida, Fabales, Fabaceae. Gene Ontology annotation, molecular function: aldehyde-lyase activity; protein binding; zinc ion binding. Gene Ontology annotation, biological process: carbohydrate metabolic process. The transcript is spliced from 19 exons. The coding region runs from base 1 to 2064 and encodes 687 amino acids.
AUGGUGAAUAGGCCAAACAGUUUGGAGCUUUUGAAUGCCAUUCUCUAUCUCUUGGGUUUAUCUCUAGCUAUCUACAUUGUUGAGAGUGGUACAACAUCAUUGCUUAGAAUCAUCAAUGCACCUUUCCAUCACGAGCUCUACUUCGCUUUGCAUGAGAUUAUCAGGUCAAACUUGCCAGUUGCCACAACAUGUGAAAAAUUGUCACGACAGGAAAGCAAUUCAAAGAUUUUAGUUGUUUUGCAUGAUGAUCCGACAGGAAAACAAACUGUUCAUGAUAUUGAAUAUUUGACAGAAUGGACCAUUGAGUCACUGAUUGAGCAGUUUAGAAAAAGUCCAAAAUGCUUUUUCAUUUUGAAAAAUUCCAGGUCACUGAGUUCUGACAAGGCCAGUGCAUUGAUAAAAGAGAUUUGCAGAAAUCUGGACGCUGCAGCAAAAUCAGUUGACAACAUUGACUAUACCGUAGUUUUGAGGGGAGAUUCAACUUUACGUGGCCAUUUUGAUGAAGCAGAUGUUGUUUCAGUAUUGGGUGAUAUGGAUGCAUGGAUAAUUUGCCCCUUUUUCCUUCAAGGAGGUCGUUACACUAUUGAAAACAUACACUAUGUUGAUGAUUCUGACAGGCUUGUUCCUGCCGGGGACACUGAGUUUGCCAAAGAUGCUUCCUUUGGCUACAAAUCUUCAAACCUGUUGGGAGAGGAGAAAACAAAUGGCCGAAUACUUGGAAGUAGGGUUGCAUCGAUUUCUAUCCAACUUUUGAGGAAAGGUGGUCCAGACGCAGUUUGUCGGCAUCUAUGCAGUUUGCAGAAGGGGUCAAUAUGCAUAGUUAAUGCAGCUAGUGAAAGAGACAUGACUGUAUUUGCACUUGGAAUGAUCAAGGCAGGAUUGAUGGGAAAACGUUUCUUGUGUCGCACUGCUGCUAGUUUUGUUUCUACACUUAUGGGAAUCAUCUCUAAGCCUCCAAUAUUGCCAAAUGAUAUAGGAAUAGAUAGAGAAAGGAAUGGUGGUUUGAUAGUUGUGGGAUCCUAUAUUCCGAAAACAACAAAGCAGGUUGAAGAGCUCAAAUUACAGUGUGGUCAGUUCUUAAAAAGCACUGAGGUAUCAGCUGAAAAACUUGCAAUGAGUCCUAUUGAGGAGAGGGAGGAGGAAAUCAGUAGAACAGCUGAAUUAGCAGAUGUAUAUCUUAAAGCUCAUAAAGACACUCUAAUAAUGACCAGCCGAAAUCUCAUAACUGGAAGAACUGCCACUGAGAGUUUGGACAUUAAGUUUAAAGUGGGCUCUGCUUUGGUGGAAAUAGUGAAAAGAAUAACUACAAAACCUCGCUAUGUAAUUGCAAAGUACAUUUUCUGGGGUGGUAUUACAUCUUCAGACCUUGCUACAAAAGCCCUUGGUGCAAGAUAUGCGAAGAUAGUUGGACAAGCACUUGCUGGUAUUCCGUUGUGGCAAUUAGGCCCUGAAAGUAGACAUCCUGGAGUUCCUUACAUUGUCUUCCCUGGUAAUGUUGGUAACAGCACAGCAUUUGCAGAAGUUGUAAAGUCCUGGACUAGUCCAAUCAGACUUACAUCAACAAAAGAAAUUAUCAACAAUGCAGAAAAGGGUGGAUAUGCUGUUGGAGCAUUUAAUGUCUAUAAUUUGGAAGGAGUUGAGGCUGUUGUUUCAGCUGCAGAGGAAGAAGAAAGUCCUGCUAUAUUACAGGGAGAAUCUCUUAUGUUUGGGAUCUUAUUGAUGAGAUGCAUGAUAGAGGGAAUUCGACCAGAUGUGUACACAUUAAAUAUACUUCUUGAUGGAUUAUGCAAAGGCAAAAGACUUAAGAUUGCACAAGGGGUUUUUCAAGAUCUUUUGGUUAAAGGCUAUCGUAUAAAUGUCUACACGUAUACUAUUAUGAUUAAUGGGCUUUGUAAUCAGGGCUUGCUUGAUGAAGCAUUGGCCAUGCUGUCAAAAAUGGAAGACAAAGGUUGCAUCCCUAAUGCUGUUACUUUUGAAAUACUCAUUUGUGCUCUCUUUGAAAAAGAUGGAAAUGAUAAGGCAGAGAAACUUCUUCAUGAAAUGAUUGCUAGAGGCUUGUUGUAAGACUAAAUUAGAUUCAGAUGAUAAAUUUUUUCCUAGUAAAAUCAUGACCAUGUAGUGGCAGUUUUUAAAUGGAGUUACAGUAUUGAGUUGUUUGUGGAAUAGGUGGAAGUGUGGGAAAUUGCUCCUUUUGCCAAUCUAAUACAUUUUCAUGGCCACCUCACGUUUUGUUUCCCAAUCUCUCACAUUGUCACUCAGGCUCAGACAAUUUUUGAGUCUUGAAUCAUGCGCGACUUUGAGUUGGUGGAGAAUGCUGUUGUCUCUAUCCCACUUCUCUAUAAAGCUUUGCUCAUCAUCUGCUUCAAGAUUAUCAAGCACUGAUAACUCCGAGGAGUUUACUUCAUCGAGGCUGAAGCACUGAUAAUCUUUGACCAGUGAUCACCAUAGAGAAUGAGCUAAUACCCCUCACGCACAACCUCUUGUUUGAGCAUGAAUCAGAUUUGGAUGUUGAUUUUUUUUUCCUUUUGGUCUGCUGGGUCUGUCAUGCUUUAAUUUGAUCCUCUGUUUGCUGAAUUAGAUACUGAUAUUCAUUCAAUACAGUUUGGAUACUUCAUUCCUUUUUAUAUUAGCAUUUAUUGUUGAUUUAUGUUUUGCAUGUGAAUCUCAUGCCAGUUUAAUUGAGAUGUGAAAAGCUGCUCAUGGUUUUUAUUUAUUCACUCUAAACCAAUGGAAAGUUGAUAUCAGCUUUUAAUGGUGGACCACUAGACAUGUGAGUUAUAAUAGAUUCAUGGAUUUAUGCUCA